Molecule: messenger RNA, 1815 nt
Organism: Sinocyclocheilus grahami
Lineage: Eukaryota; Metazoa; Chordata; Actinopteri; Cypriniformes; Cyprinidae
Product: heat shock cognate 70 kDa protein
Exons: 9
Coding region: 121-1815 (564 amino acids)
Molecular function (GO): ATP binding; ATP-dependent protein folding chaperone
Source: RefSeq, a predicted model, not a curated record
CUGUUCUCAGGAAGAGUCUUAAGGCGCAUUACAGCACACUUCUGCCUUCUGCUGCAGACAUCGCGCGCGUCUCGAGCUGCGACACCACAGGUGAUUGACAGACUCAGCGUUUCUGAAACCAUGUCAAAGGGACCAGCAGUUGGCAUUGAUCUGGGCACCACCUACUCCUGCGUGGGGGUCUUUCAGCAUGGCAAAGUUGAAAUCAUUGCCAAUGACCAGGGUAACAGGACCACACCAAGUUAUGUAGCAUUCACAGACACAGAGAGGCUGAUUGGAGAUGCUGCCAAAAAUCAAGUAGCAAUGAAUCCCACCAAUACAGUGUUUGAUGCAAAAAGGCUCAUUGGACGGCGGUUUGACGACUCAGUUGUGCAGUCAGACAUGAAGCAUUGGCCGUUCACUGUUAUAAAUGACAGCUCACGCCCCAAAGUUCAAGUUGAAUACAGAGGGGAGACCAAGACCUUUUACCCAGAGGAGAUUUCUUCCAUGGUGCUUACAAAGAUGAAGGAAAUUGCUGAGGCUUACCUUGGAAAAACCAUCACGAAUGCUGUUGUUACGGUACCUGCUUACUUCAAUGACUCUCAGCGCCAGGCCACUAAGGAUGCUGGGACUAUAUCUGGCCUCAAUGUUCUACGAAUCAUCAAUGAGCCGACUGCUGCUGCCAUUGCCUAUGGUCUGGACAAGAAGGUCGGUUCUGAGAGAAAUGUCCUGAUCUUCGAUCUUGGUGGUGGCACUUUUGAUGUGUCCAUUCUUACAAUUGAGGAUGGCAUCUUUGAGGUCAAGUCCACAGCCGGAGACACUCACCUUGGCGGAGAAGACUUUGACAGUCGCAUGGUCAACCAUUUCAUCUCGGAGUUCAAGCGCAAGUACAAAAAGGACAUCAGCGACAACAAGAGAGCUGUCCGUCGGCUGCGCACAGCAUGCGAGCGGGCAAAGCGCACUUUGUCCUCCAGCACUCAGGCCAGCAUCGAAAUCGACUCUCUUUAUGAGGGAAUUGAUUUCUACACUUCAAUCACCAGGGCUCGUUUUGAAGAGCUCAAUGCCGAUCUCUUCCGUGGCACGUUGGAUCCGGUCGAGAAAUCCCUCCGUGAUGCUAAACUGGACAAGUCUCAGGUUCACGACAUUGUCCUUGUUGGAGGAUCCACCCGUAUCCCAAAGAUCCAAAAGCUGCUCCAGGACUUCUUCAAUGGGAAGGAACUGAACAAGAGCAUCAAUCCAGAUGAGGCUGUCGCAUAUGGAGCAGCUGUCCAGGCAGCCAUUUUGUCUGGAGACAAGUCUGAGAAUGUCCAAGACCUGUUGCUCCUGGACGUUACUCCUCUGUCCUUGGGAAUUGAGACUGCUGGCGGUGUUAUGACCAUCCUGAUCAAACGUAACACUACCAUCCCAACCAAACAAACACAGACCUUUACCACUUACUCCGACAACCAGCCUGGUGUCCUCAUUCAGGUGUAUGAGGGUGAAAGAGCAAUGACUAAGGACAAUAACUUGCUGGGAAAGUUCGAGCUGACGGGCAUCCCUCCUGCUCCACGUGGCGUCCCCCAGAUUGAAGUAACCUUUGACAUUGAUGCCAAUGGCAUCAUGAAUGUCUCUGCUGUAGACAAGAGCACCGGCAAGGAGAACAAGAUCACCAUCACCAAUGACAAAGGACGUCUAAGCAAGGAGGACAUUGAGCGCAUGGUCCAGGAAGCUGAGAAGUACAAGGCUGAGGAUGAUGUCCAAAGAGAAAAGGUUGCUGCCAAGAAUGGCCUUGAGUCCUACGCCUUCAACAUGAAGUCCACAGUUGAAGAUGAGAAACUCAAGGGCAAGAUUAGUCUUUGA